AGAUAAAAACGCCGACGGUUUUCUUCUGUGAAAACUGUGUUAAGUUUCGUAAUAUAUAUUGAGUUAAUUAAGAUGGACGGUGCUUUUAAAUUGAAACGUGAUAGUCCCUGGACUAAGGCUAAUGUUGUUUCUAAGUUGUUUUUUACUUGGACCAUCCCACUUUUCUAUAAAGGUAGCAAAAGAAAAAUCCAAAUGACUGACCUCUACAAGACUCUACCGUCAGACAGAUCUGAACGUCUUGGAGACAAAUUGGAAUAUUAUUGGAAUAAACAGUUGAAACGAUCCAAGGAAAAGACUCUUUACAAGCCAAGUCUCUUGAAGGCCCUUGUGAAGACUUUCUUUUGGGACUAUUCCGUUAGUGGCCUCAUUUUUUUGGUAUACCAUAUACUCAUAAGAUCACCUCAACCGUUAGUCCUAGCUUGGUUCGUUCAACAGUUUGAGUUGGACACCAUAAACCAAAAUUCCAUGUAUCUAUGGGCUUCCGUAUUAAACAUGAUGUCACUUUUUGGCAUUUUUUUGAUGCACCACGGUAAUUAUAGCGCUUUGGCUGUCGGAAUGCGUGUCAGGGUCGCAGUUUCGUCAUUGAUAUAUCGUAAGAUUAUGAAAUUGAAUAAAGCCUCUCAAGGACAAACCGCAACGGGUCAGGUGAUUAACAUUUUGUCCAAUGACGUGCAAAGAUUCGAUCAGGUGACCACUUUAUUGCAUUUUAUAUGGAUCAUUCCCAUACAGGUCGCCUUAGUGACGUAUUUGAUGUGGAAUAUGGUCGGCGUUUAUUGUUUGGUCGGUAUAGGGGCCAUGAUUAUUAUUACUAUACCGCUUCAAACUUAUUUUGGAAAACUGUCUUCUAAACUACGUUUGCAAGUGGCGACGCGGUGCGACGUGCGCGUGAAACACAUGAGCGAAAUCAUCAGCGGGAUUCAAGUAAUAAAAAUGUACGCGUGGGAAAAACCUUUUGAAAAACUGAUCGAACACCUGAGGGCACGUGAAAUUUCCGCCCUAACGAGAUCCUCAUAUUUGCGAGGGUUUUACUCCAGUUGCAACGUGUUCGUCGAGAGGUUGACCCUAUUUUUAACCGUGGUGACGUACAGUUUGGUUGGAUAUAACAUCUCUGCCGACGUGGUGUUUUCAUUGGCGCAGUUCUUUAAUAUUUUACAGUUGGCCUUAGCGAUACUUUAUCCUCUGACCGUAAGUCAAAGUGCCGAAUCCUGGGUAGCAAUAAAGAGACUGGAGACAAUAUUAAAGCUCGAGGAAAAAGAAGACUCAAAGGUGGAAAAGGUGGUGGAAAAAGGGAUAAAAUUGGACAAUGUAACGGCGAGUUGGGUCAAAGAAACCCCCAUUUUAAAAGGGUUGAGUUUGCAUGUUUCGGAAGGGCAGUUGUGUGCGGUUAUUGGUCCGGUGGGGGCUGGAAAAAGUUCGUUGUUACAACUACUUUUGGGCGAACUUCCUCCCACAACCGGUUCAAUCCAACUCGGAGGUGGCAUCUCCUAUUCCUCACAAGAACCUUGGCUUUUUGCUGCUUCUGUGCGGAAAAACAUACUCUUCGGUAAACCCUACGACUCGGUACUGUACAAAAAAGUGACUGAGGUCUGUGCUUUGGAAAAGGACUUUGAGCAACUCCCAUAUGGUGAUAGAACCUCGGUGGGUGAAAGGGGUGUGUCCCUAAGCGGCGGUCAAAGGGCAAGGAUCAAUUUGGCCAGGGCGAUUUAUCGACAAGCGGAUAUUUACCUUAUGGAUGAUCCAUUGUCUGCGGUCGAUACCCAUGUGGGAAAACACUUGUUUGAGAGAUGCAUUAUGGGUUAUCUUAGGAAUAAAACGCGGAUUCUGGUUACUCAUCAGCUGCAAUUUUUGAAGAAAGCUGAUGUGAUUAUUGUCCUGAAUGAGGGAACAAUUGAGGCCCAAGGGACAUUCGAGCAAUUGACCAAUAGUAGCCUGGAUUUUACAAGACUGUUGGCAGUUGCUGACGAAAGUGUUGAAGAAGAGCCUCAUCAUGCCAUUGAGGAGGCCAAAAUGGCUCUUAAUAGGAAACUUUCUGUUAACAGCAAACCUGAAUCCCUGUUUGAACAUACAAUCCGAGAUGAUGGUAACGAAGAAAACAUCAAUUAUGAGAACACUACCCCGUUUUUGGACUAUUUAAGAUCCGUGGGGAACUAUUGCCUUUUAAUGGUUGUUUUUGUACUUUUCGUGAUGUCUAUGGCGGCGUGCACUGCUACAGACUACUGGGUCGCUUUUUGGACUACGCAAGAAGACUUGCGAAGAUCUCUUAACGGAUCUUCUGUUAAAUCAAUAUUUGAGCCAUUUUUUGAUGAAAUUGACUCAAAUGGGGUGCAGUAUACCUUGCUGAAAACAGAAGUGUCUAUUUAUGUUUAUACUGCCUUAAUAUUAUCAGCAAUAGUUUUUACAGUAUCCAGAGCCAUGUUUUUCUAUAAAAUGGCGAUGAAAGCCUCCAAAAAUAUCCAUAAAAAAAUGUUUCAUUGUUUGCUGCAAGCUCCGAUGCGGUUUUUCGAUACUAACCCCAGCGGUAGGGUCUUGAAUCGUUUUAGUAAGGAUAUGGGGGCUAUUGAUGAGGUUUUGCCAAGGGUCUUGAUGGAUGCACUAACAAUAAUCCUAGUGAUGGCCGGAAUCCUAGUAAACGUAAUAAUUUCAAACUACUACAUGGUAAUAGCGAUCAUCUUGCUCGGAAUCGUUUUUAUGAAAUUACGAAAAUGGUACAUCGCUAGCGCCAAGGAUAUUAAGCACCUCGAAGGAAUCGCAAAAUCUCCAAUGUUUUCUCAUAUCAGUUCAACUUUACACGGAUUGACAACCAUAAGGGCUUCUAAUGCGGAAAAAUCCCUUAUCAAAGAGUUUGACGAACAUCAGAACGUCCACAGUUCCGCCUGGGUAUUCACCUUGUUAUGCAUCGUCUCUUUCGGCCUCUGGUUGGACAUCGUAUCAGUGAUUUUCGUAACAGUUGUAACCUUUGGAUUCGUGGUGGCCACCGAAUUUGGAUAUGUCGAAAAUGGCAGUUUAGUCGGUUUGGCCCUGUCACAAUCGCUGAUCCUAACUGGUAUGGUUCAAUACGGGAUGCGACAAACCGCUGAAGUGAUCAAUCAGUUGACGAGCGUUGAUCGAGUUAUGCAAUAUACCAAAUUGGAAACCGAAGGACCGUUUCAUACCCUAGAGGGUCAACAGCCUAAGGAACCUUUCCCUAGUAAAGGCCAAAUAGAAUUUAAGAACAUGAAUUUGAUUUAUGUCAGAGGGGAGCCUCCUGUAUUAAAAAAUCUGAAUUUCAUUGUGAAACCUGGUGAAAAAAUAGGUAUAGUGGGUCGAACUGGAGCAGGAAAGUCAUCCCUAAUUUGGGCUCUGUUCAAUUUGACCACAGUGGAUGGCCAAAUCCUUAUUGACGGGGUGGAUACGAAAACACUGGGCCUCAGUGACUUACGAAAGAAAAUAUCAAUAAUACCACAAGAACCCGUGCUAUUUAGUGCGUCUCUGAGGUAUAAUUUGGACCCUUUUGAUGAGUUUGACGAUAAGAGGUUAUGGGAGGUUUUAGAAGAAGUGGAACUAAAAGACAUCGCCCAAACCUUGGACCAUCCAGUAUCAGAGGGAGGAAGCAAUUUCAGUUUGGGCCAGAGGCAACUGGUUUGCUUGGCACGAGCUCUCUUACGCAACAAUAAGAUUCUGGUUCUAGAUGAGGCAACCGCUAACGUAGAUGCCAGAACUGACGGUCUAAUUCAAACAACGAUCCGUAAAAAGUUCAAAGAUUGCACAGUCUUGACUGUUGCGCAUCGUCUUAACACAAUUAUGGACUCUACUAAGGUUCUGGUGAUGGGCUCCGGAGAAAUUUUGGAGUUUGAUCAUCCUCACGAGCUCCUUCAGAUUCCCGAUGGAUAUUUCGUGAAAAUGGUGCAGGAGACGGGCAGUUCCAUGACAGAACAGUUGAAGCAGGUGGCGUUACAGGCGUGGCUGAAUCAGCAGUUCGAUGUUGGAAGUGAUCUUGAAUAAUUAUUCUAAAUUAUUUUAUUUUGUUUAUGUAUGGAUUAUGUCGAGUAAAGGAAAAUUAGGAAAUAUUAUGUA
Messenger RNA from Anthonomus grandis grandis, 4053 nucleotides. Its product is annotated as ATP-binding cassette sub-family C member 4-like. Lineage: Eukaryota; Metazoa; Arthropoda; Insecta; Coleoptera; Curculionidae. Bases 73 to 3981 code for a protein of 1302 amino acids. Gene Ontology annotation, cellular component: membrane. The transcript is spliced from 20 exons. Gene Ontology annotation, molecular function: ATP binding; ATP hydrolysis activity; ABC-type transporter activity. Gene Ontology annotation, biological process: transmembrane transport. The record is from RefSeq and is a predicted model, not a curated record.